Drosophila guanche is the source of this 1693-nucleotide messenger RNA. Its product is annotated as alaserpin. The record is from RefSeq and is a predicted model, not a curated record. NCBI's taxonomy places the organism in Eukaryota, Metazoa, Arthropoda, Insecta, Diptera, Drosophilidae. Gene Ontology annotation, molecular function: serine-type endopeptidase inhibitor activity. Bases 144 to 1598 code for a protein of 484 amino acids. The transcript is spliced from 3 exons.
UUUGUAUUAAAGCUGCAAUCGUGCUGAUCGACUCAGCACUACACCGCAGCAGGCCGCACAGCGACAAGGAAUUGAUUGAUAUUUAUUUAAAUAUAGUGCGGAAAACAGUAACGGGUCAAGCGGCUGAGAUAACAGACAACGAAAUGGCAAGCAAAUGCAUAUUCCUGCUGCUCCUGGUGUUGGGACCCUACCUGCUGGCUGCGCAGGCCUACACCCACGGCACCUAUGUCGUGCCCAUCGCAUUGCGUUUCGGAGGCGCACUCGCUGCUCCGGCAGCACCCAGAGCUCAGACAGACAAUCAGCGGCCGCUGGAGGAUGAGCUGCAGCCCCAGACGACUGCCGAUGAGCAGCAACAGCCACAGCCCCAGCAACAGCCACAGCAACAGCCCCAGCAACAGCCACAGCCCGCCAAUGUGCUGGGCGCCAAUGAGGUGCAUCUGCCCGCCGCCUCCAACAGUCCCACACGUCCCCCUGCCAAGCACAGCUUCAAGGAUCGCUUCAGCUCGAAGCUCUUCCAGCCCAUUGCCAGCCGUUCGCAGCAACAGAAUAUGGUCUACUCGCCAGUGUCGGUGCACGCGCUGCUGGGCAUGAUCUACGGCGCCUCCGAGGGUCGCACCUCCCAGGAGCUGCAGCAGGCGGCGGAGUUCAGCAGCGAUGCACAGGCCGUGGGGCAGGACUUCCGUCAGCUAAUCAAACAGCGACGACAGCUACAGAAUGCGGAGCUUAACAUUGUCAGUCAGAUGUUCUACAACAAGAAUCUGGGCGCCGUCAAUCGGGAUUAUCCGGAGUACGCGGAGUACUACUACUCGUCCGGCAUAGAGCCCGUGGACAUGGGACGCGCCAGGGCUACGGCUGGCUGGAUCAAUGCCUGGGUGUCGGACAAGACGCGCAACAAGAUCCGGGAGCUGGUCAAGCCCGGCGACAUCGAUGGCCAGACGGAGGCGAUGCUGGUGAAUGCCAUUUACUUCAAGGCCCGCUGGGCCAACGAGUUCUCCGCCACGGACACGAGCUCCGGCAAGUUCCGACGCGGCAGCGGUGCGCCCAGCAAUGUGGCAAUGAUGUUCAACGAUGAUGUGUUUGGCUAUGCGGAUCUGCCCGAUCUUGGGGCCACUGCCCUGGAGAUGAACUACGCGGACAGUGAGGUCAGCAUGCUGAUUCUGCUGCCCAACCAAGUGAAUGGCCUGGCACAGCUCGAGCAGCAGUUGGCACGUCCCCAGCACGAUCUCAACAGGAUUGCGGCACGCCUGCGCCAGGAGACGGUGACCAUUCGGAUACCCAAGUUCCGCAUUGAGUUCGAGCAGGACAUGACGGAGCCACUGCAGCAGCUCGGCAUCCGCGAGAUGUUCACGCGCAGGUCCCAAGUCACAAAAAUGCUCAAUCGGCCCGUGCGCGUGUCCAAAAUACUGCAGAAGGCCUUCAUCGAUGUGAACGAGGCGGGUUCGGAGGCGGCGGCUUCAUCAUAUGCCAAGUUUGUGCCCCUCUCCCUGCCCAUGAAGUCGCGCGAGUUCAAUGCCGAUCAUCCGUUCGUCUUUGCGCUGCGCACACCCGACUCGGUGCUCUUCAUCGGCCACGUGCUGCAGCCCACGGCACUGGCCUAAGAGACUCCGCCGCGACACACCCUAGAGCAGAGAGAGAUUGAUGCAUUUGCGAAACAAAUAAUAAAGUGAACAAAAAAUACUCAUAGUUCCCCCAA